GUCAGUAAACAAAAUAUAAAAAAUAUUGACUACAGUAUAAUAACUUUUUGCUCUUCAGUGAAAUUACCAGAGCUCAAAAUAAGUUUGCAUCUAUUGCAGUAUGUACUUAUUGCUGACUGAAAAAUAUGUAAUUUUGGUACUGUUUAAAAAUUGAUUCAGGACCUGCCGUCGUCGCGUCCCGCCAUGUCCGCCCGGGAGGACCACACCUGCAGCAGGGCUGCGGCCCCGGUCGCCGCCCCCACUCAGCAGCAGCUCGACAAGAUGGCCGUCAGGAAUCUGGACUCGUACAUGGAGGCUGUGUCUAAGCCCUCGCAGACGCUCGAGCGCAUAAAGGAGAAGCGCCGUGCACGCCACGCGCAGGCGCUGAGCGACAUGGAGCGAGAGAUGGCGGCCGUGAGCGCGAGCACCGAGCAACAAGUGCAGUUCCAGGUGGACGCCUUGAACGGGUACAUCGACGAACAAACUGCCAAGAUUAAAGGAUUAUGCGAACGUGUACAGGUACCAACUGCAAGAAAAAAUCAAUUUGAAGAAACCAUUCAGACAGCGAGAGACAUCACUCUAGACAAAAAGCAGCAUGUUGCAAUGUUCACUGAGAAGGUGGUUGAGUUUGAAAGAAUUAGACUGGAGGAGUUGAAGAAUAUUCUAAAAAAAUACUAUGAACUAAUGUGUGAGAUACAGUACGAAACGCUGUAUGAUGUGCAGAAGUUUUUCGAGCAUAGAAUUAUGGAAGUGAACCAGCUCGCCCUGAACAACCUGCGAGGCUACGAGGACGUGAAGCUGCAGCUGACGCAGCUGGCCCACGGGCAGCUGCUCGACGCGUGCGGCCAGCUGCAGCUGCUCCGGGGCACCUGGGCGGAGUGGCAGCGGGAGCUGGCCGACAUCGCCGUCACGGACUAUGCUGCUCAGAUGGAAGACUGCGAGCCCCAAUUCUUCAACAGUUGGGAAGGAAGGAACCUCCUGGAAGUGUUUAAGGACAGGCGGCUCCAGCUGGAGAGACUGGUGUCAGAGUGGCCUGAACACAUAGACUAUCCUCCGAGCAAGGACAUGUGUCCCACCGAAGAGCUCCAGAAGGUGCUUGGAAACCUCGAUAGUGCAGCAAAAAAUCUCUUGAGUUCGUAUCAGUUAGCUGUUCAACAAUCGAUUGUCAAGUUCCGCAGCUGGUUGAAAGAUUUACGUCGUAAGCUCCUCGCAGACGGUAUCUGUGACGCAGAGCAAGUUGAGUGUAUGGAGGGUAAUCAUGAGAAAUUACUGACACAAACAGAAUCCUUGCUGGAUAAUGAAGUUAAGGGCGUUCAGGCACGCUGGAGUGACACGGUGGACAGGAUCGAGAGCAGGCUCGGAGAACCCAAGAAGCUGCUGGCCGAGGGAGCGUCGCUAUGGGCCGACCACCUGCAGCGGGUGUGCCGGGCGAAGACCGCCAUCAGCAGGCUUCUCGAGCAGCAGCGAGACGAGGGCGUCCGGGCCGUCGAGAACAAAGAAGUCGAGCUGAGCAUCGCGGUCGAUGACCUGAGGCAGGAGUGGCAGCAGGAAGCGCUCGACAAAGCCUUGGCGGAAAUACCUGGCAUCCUGGAGGACAUAGAGAGCAUACACACCAGCAACCAUUUGAAGCAAAUCGAGAUUGUCAACAAAUACCAGGACGUAGCCGAUACUGAACAACAGAUUUUUAUUGCUGAGAUCAAGAUGUUUCUGGCAACUAACUAUGGAAAAACUUUCACCACAGAACUGUUUGAUGAACAAUACGUUCUGGAAAUUCCCAGCGUAAUGCAGCGAGAAAUGGAGAUGUGUAAUGUAUGUUUGGUUGGUGUUCAAGCAUGGAAAGAAAGGCUGGAGGACGCCAUGGCCAGGUACCUGGGCGGCUGCGAGGCGGCGGCGAGGGCGGAGGCAGGCGGGUGGAUCGGCGACCGCACGGACGAGCUGGGCAGGAUGCACGAGCUGACGCUGGCGGUCCACGGCGCCCGCCUCGACGGGAUCAGAGAGGCGGUGCGCGACGUCAGGCUGGUCGAGAUCGAGACGCACCAGCGGAGGCUGCGGGUCCAUCAGCUGGGCAUUCAAGAACAUCUGGAUACGAUGCAGCAGUACUAUAGAGAACACGAAAAGAAAGCUGACGAGUUGGGAGCUAAUAUGGAAUUCGCCCAGCGUGCAAUGGAUUCCGAAGUUGAUGCUGUUGCUAUUAUUAGUGAUGCUAGUUACCUGUUGAAGAACCAAGCGGAGAAGUUAUUCAGCCAGUUCUCGGGGGAUUUGAAGCUCAUGCGAGUGGAGUUCCUGGAGUCUUGUGAGAGAAGAGCGUGUUGGCUGCAGCAGUGCAACUUGGACUUCGUGAGAGCCAUCAGGUUGUUUUCUGAAAAUGGCAACUUCAGUUCGGAUGAAGCUAACUAUUUCUUAAAGACACUAAAUGAUUUGAGUCAAAAAAUUGACCAAGAGUACAUUAACAUUAAAAAAAAAUUCACGAGCAGAAAUAACUUGGCAGUCCAAACAGCUCAAAGGAAAUUAGACAAGCUGAAAUACAGGCUGGAUGUCGUCGUGGAAGACCUGCAGUUCGACCGAGACGUCCUGAAAGCUCUCGACAAGCUCCGGUCGGGAAUGAAGGAGGCGGUGCGUGGCGCGAGGCUGCAGGGGGAACAGUUGGGCGAGAGCGUGACCUUCGCGUCGGCUGCCAUCGGGCGGCCCGAGCUCUCUGCCGACGCCUGGUGGCAGCGGCUGCUCGCGGACGUCUCGGCGAGAGCUCAGCUGCUCUUCUCGUCUGCCAGCAGCGGAAAUGACACUGAUGAGCCUGCCAUAGAUGGAUUAGUCAUCUUCCACACAGAAGAAGUGUCAAAAGUUCCAUCAAAAGUUCCACAGAAAGUGAAGUCUGGCGUCAAGAAUUACUACAAAGACUAUACAAUUUUUCUUAAACCACCGCCGCCCGGUAUUGAAUCAUUCCUCGUGACAACCAACAGACUUAUGUGGGAUUAUUUCUGUAAUCUGCAGGAGACAGCCCAGAAUUUUUACACCAUGAAAAAAGCAAGACCUGUCUUAAAGUUGGAUGUUGUACAGCCAGACUACGACAGCUUUAUGAUGGCUAUGUUGGAGACUCUGCGAUGUUACCAUUCGCAGUAUGUGCAAAUUUGGCUCCACCAAAUUUUAGAAUUGCUCCGCGCCCUGGCAACACUGGACUCCGUUGUGGCCCAGCACGCGGAGAGAAGCGUCUGCCUGUUCUUCGAGGACGAAACACGCAAGCUGCUGGACGAACGACGGGCGUUCCAGUCGGCACUCGGAGACGUGCAGAGAUGUCACGACUUGCAGCGAGAACGGCUGGACGCUCGCCUCGGGUCCCCCAGCAGCAGUAACAUGCUGGAGUCACUCGCACGAGACGUGAGGGAACUGGCUUCUGUCCAUUUAAGUGAGAUGGCUACACGUGUUGCAGAGAGCACGGAGCAAUUAAAUCUUGCCUUAAAUGAAUAUGAAAAUGGCUUGGCUACAAUUAGUGAAGCAUUGAGGUCAGUCCUCGACCAAGUGCUGUACAGUGGCCUGUCUCGGUCAGUGGCGACGCAGGCUCAGAAGUUGUGCAGCCUGCUACAGGCCAGUGACUUGGUGCCAGGGAAGAGUGGUGAUGAUGACGAGAGUGACGCUGCUAGCAAGGGUACUGAUGGUGCGAGUAACACAACCGUGCUUACAGAAGGUGAGCAGACCACCAGUUCACGAGAACCAUGUUUUGACACCAGUGAUGAGUUCACCAAGGACUGUGAAGGUUCAUAUAAGGACAACAUAAAACGGCUGGCAGAGGACAUUAACGAGGAGUCCACACGACUCUCCGACCGACUUGCUGGCCGCGAGGGAACGUCAGCUGAUGACUUGACCGUCGAGAACGUCUCUGCAGCAAAGAUGCACGAAUACCAAACCCUAUUUCAAGAAACAGUUCAGCACUUGGGAGACCAGCUGCCUGCUUAUGAAGAAAAAAUUCAAAGCUGGAAAGAAAUGUGGACAAAUAACACGGAAGAAAUCAAGAAGUUGUACAAACUUCAUUACGCUUAAAAUAAGGUUAUGUUUUGUAAAUUUUAAAUUAUAUAUGUCCAUAAAUUCCAUUUCCCUCAAAUGUUUUUCAGUUUACUACAGUAAUGAAAUUAACAUUUAUUUUAAAUGCAACUAAUAGCAAUAAACUAAGGUUAAUUGUUAUUGGAGUAGAGAUUUAUAAACACACACACAGAAUGGCUAGCUUGCAGAAGUUAUGUACUAAAACACUAAAAGUAAUAAAUUACUAUUCACAUACACCGAAGCUAGUCCUGAACAAGUUAUGUACAGUAACUGGUGCACCUGUUUAUAUUCUUUACCUUACUGGUUGCAUGAAUAAAUGAAUGUCUGCACAAAUUUGCUAUGAAGAAACAAAAACAUCCUUUACACAGUUUGCACCACUUAAAUAAUUAAUAAUUAGCAUUAGACUGCUUUUCAGCAAAAAAAGAUAAAAUAAUAAUUCACUUGCUAGAUGUUUUGAACCCUACCAACAGUAAAUUGCCAACGAAAGAACAAAAAGUAGAUAUCCCUUAUUGUAACUGUUGCACUUAUCUUAGUUACACCAAUUAUUAUAAUUGGAAGUUUUGGAAUGGACACUUUCAUAUAAGAUCUUAACAGAGGAAAGGUGUGACUAAAAUAAAUCUCAAUGAAUAUUUCAGUGGUAUUAUGGGAUUCAAUUACCCCUUUCCCAGGCAAACUUUUCAAUAGAAUUAACUUUGGGCAUACUAAUGACUUCGUCACUGCGAUUUAAUUUUUUUGGGAGGGAUAAACUUAUCAAAUUCCUGACUUUACAAACAAGAGAUGACCUACACUUACCAAGUUUACUGUUCUAAGGUGCACCUUGUUUUUGUUUAAGUUUGAUGAUACAGUGCAACUUACUGUAUUUACCUGCAGAAGAGUCACAUCUAUAAUUUGGGGCAUAAAAACUGAAAUUUGCACCA
Bacillus rossius redtenbacheri is the source of this 4928-nucleotide messenger RNA. RefSeq lists its product as uncharacterized. Lineage: Eukaryota; Metazoa; Arthropoda; Insecta; Phasmatodea; Bacillidae. The transcript is spliced from 20 exons. Bases 184 to 4011 code for a protein of 1275 amino acids. The record is from RefSeq and is a predicted model, not a curated record.